Haliotis rubra (blacklip abalone) is the source of this 1323-nucleotide messenger RNA. RefSeq lists its product as uncharacterized. NCBI's taxonomy places the organism in Eukaryota, Metazoa, Mollusca, Gastropoda, Lepetellida, Haliotidae. The record is from RefSeq and is a predicted model, not a curated record. The transcript has a single exon. The coding region runs from base 1 to 1323 and encodes 440 amino acids.
AUGAGGCAAGCGUCACAGUUCAAGAAUCUAGAUGGCAAGAUUUUGCAAACAGACGGUUUUGCAAACACUCUUUUGUAUCUAGAAGCAAGUGUCCAGCAAGUAACAGUAGAUGCAAGAUGUGUGGUAAAUGUGGGCAUUGGAAGGAAAUGUGUCAGCAGGGUAGAGGCAGACAGCAGCAUAGGCGUAGUAUAUCGCAGACAACAGUCGAGGUCGAAGAGUAGUGGACGACAGUCACAAAGGGGUGGUGAACACAUAUCACAAUAUAGCUACAGGAAACAGACACAUCAACAUACACAAAAACAGCAUGAUAUAGACUGUGUGAGAGAGGAUUUUGAACACUUCCAUUUUGAAACGGUAACUUUUAUUGAUGGGGUCGCCAAGCACGAUGUAGAUGAGCUGAAAGUAAACUUGGAUGUGAAGCUGGAUAACUGUCAAGGUAAUCACACCAUGAAGGUCAAAGUAGACACAGGCGCACAAGGAAAUCUACUCCCACUUCGUGUAUACAGAAGGAUGUUUCCAGAGUACCUUGAUGCAUCAGGUUUUCCCAAAUAUGGUACCACAAAGGCUCAACAUGUCAAACUGAGUGCGUACAAUGGUACCGACAUACCGCAGUGUGGUAGUGUCACUUUAGCAUGUGGAUUUAACGGUAACUGGUUGGACACUGAAUUAUUUCUUGCUGAUGCGCCAGGUCCUAUUCUACUUGGUCUCCCUUCAACCCUUGCUCUGAAUAUAAUUACACCAAAUUGCUCCACCACUUCAGUGCACAGUGUGGAUAAAUCAGUACCUAUCCCUAACAAGGAAACCCUGCAGAAUUUAUACCCUGACAGAUUUGAAGGCAUUGGUCAGUUCCCUGGUAAGUGUCAUAUAACCCUCAAAGAAGAUGCUGAACCAGGGCUACAUCCAGCAAGAAAGUAUCCAAUUCAACUGAAAGAUGAGUUGAAGGCUGAGUUGGACAGAAUGGAGUCUUUGGGUGUGAUUGCCAAGGUAACUGAGCCUACAGACCGGGUUUCAUCACUUGCAUUCAGUAGGAAGGACAAUGGAAAACUCAGAGUGUGUCUUGACCCUAGUGACUUAAACCGCUCUAUUAAGAGAACAUAUCACAAGACACCGACCCUGGAAGAAAUAACACACAAGUUUUGUGGAGCAACUGUGUUUAGCAAGUUAGAUGCUAGGCAUGGCUAUUGGAGUGUCACUCUUGAUGACAACUCUAGUGUACUUACAACUUUCAAUACACCGUUUGGGAGGUACCGGUUUCGUCGACUUCCUUUCGGGUUACGGAUUUCUCAGGACAUCUUCCAAAGAGAAGAUGGAUAUGAUUCUUGA